Messenger RNA from Antechinus flavipes (yellow-footed antechinus), 3359 nucleotides. Its product is annotated as intestine-specific homeobox-like. The coding region runs from base 219 to 1289 and encodes 356 amino acids. The record is from RefSeq and is a predicted model, not a curated record. Lineage: Eukaryota; Metazoa; Chordata; Mammalia; Dasyuromorphia; Dasyuridae. Gene Ontology annotation, molecular function: DNA binding. The transcript has 7 exons.
GGCCCUGCCCGCGACAAUUCCUCUUUUCCAGUCCCUGGACCGUUCUCCGUCAGUUACCAUGGAAACUGUCACUAACGAGGAAUGGGGGGGCCGGAAAUGUCGGAACUGGGGCCCAGGCCACCCGAGGGGGACUUCCGCUUCCUCGUUGUCCUCUUUUCCUCGCCUGCUCUGCCUCUGAGGACUCUGCUCUUCCCCAAGAGGGAAGCAUUCAGGAGAGAAUGGUCCCUGUGAUCCCAUCAGCCAGGUGCCAGACUCCAACUGGGAACCCGACUACAAUGGGAACUCAUCUACAUGGGGCCAGGGCUUCCAGCUUCCAAGCCAGAUGCGACCUUCCAGUUGAAGACGGGAGAAGCACCAUGGAUGCCAAACAGAAGCGACUCCAGCGACACCUGUCGGGGCCCAGAAAGGCUGCUUACUCUCGUAACCGCCUGGGUACCAUGAAGCCCUCUAAGCUGGACCCUACCUUGACCUCCGACUCAUCUGUAAGCAGUAAAAAGGGGGCAAAGAGGGAACGUACUAUGUUCAACGAGGUUCAGCUGGAUGUUCUUCUGGGGGAAUUUCAUAAGAACCCCUACCCCAACUAUUCCGUCAGGAGCGAGCUUGCGAACCGCCUCGAUGUUCCCGAGUCCAGAAUACAGAACUGGUUUCAAAACCGAAGAGCCAAACAAUCACGACAGCUGAAAGAAAAAGAGAGUUUGAAUCUGUCCGGACAGUCCCAAGACCUGGGGGAACAGAGCUCCUUGGUUCACGGCUCCAAAAACGCUCAGACUCCAGCCCCCGGCCCGGUUCCGCAGGAGACCCUCGCCGAGAGCCAGCUCGCCUGGCCAAACCGAUCCAGGUUCCCCUCCUCUAAGAUGUCCAAGGUGACCCUUGGGGAAGGUCCCGGCUUCCCGGAGACUGUGGCUACGGCCUCGGCGCUGGCCAAGGAGGCUUCCACGAGCCCCGGAGCCUGGCUGCAGCCCCCCGCCCUGACUCUGGAGUCUCAUCCCUGCUUAAAGCCCCAGGCCUGGGGGGGCUCCCCGCAGAACACCCCGCCCCGGCUGCAGAGCCUGAAGAGGGGCCAGCAGCCGGAGAGGCGGCUUUGGCUGGAGUAUCUCCGCCAGCUGCACGAGCAGUCGCAGCAGUAUCCCUGGAUGCAGGAGUACCUGGAAUACUUGCAGCAGCACCCGGUCCCGGUGGCCCCAGCCCUCGCCCCCAGCCCACCAGCAACCCCCCUUGCAGAUACUGUUCCCAGUGUCUCAGCAGCCCUGGCCACAGACGCGGGGUCAGACCCCGCUGCUGCCAAAUGAAUCCUCCCUCGGCCUGAAGUUGCAGGAGCAUCUGGAGUCACUUCGUAUCUCAACCAUUAUGGACCUCUUUCUCGUCCAUCCCCCUCCUCCCAAUGACUUCUCCAUGAUCCACGAUCCGCUCGGCUUCCUGGGACCAGGCAGCUGUUUGACCCAAAUUGUCUCUUCGAUGUACUUUGAGUUUGAUGAUGGAUUCCCCUUUUGUUGUCCAAGGACAGAUCUUCGCUCCGAGGUCGGUGAUGGCUUGGGAAGGUCUCGGUCUGAGCGGGCCGGUGGGUAUCCUCGGCCGCUCGGCUAGUAAUCAGUGAUUCAGAUCGACACCAUUGUGGGGCAGCAACAAGCUCGCGGAAUGACGCCUCUUAAUUAACGGGGUCCGUGGGCCACUAAUUAACCAUGGACCGAGGAAGAAGGGGCGGGACCUGGUGGGCUCCGGGCACCAUACCCGCUCAUCACGACACGGUACGUGGGCCGUCAGUGGCACGUCAGGGCCAAGCACCCAGAAAUGGAGGCCCUCCCGGUUCUUGUAUUAGCCUGCAAAUGGCCACCCUAAAAUGAGGCUUUGUUCUCAGCUGACACAACAAAACCCACAUAAUUGUAUCCAGCCAUCACUCCUCUGGGCAGGGCAUGGUGUGGAAUCCAUGUGUGUUAGGUGGGCAGGUGUGGGAGGGAGAACGGAGUGGGAGGGGCCCCCUUGAGAACUCUGCAGUUAUGCCUUAAGCCUAUCAAAAGGAACAGAAGAUGGCAAUAAUAACGAGUAUUUUUACAGGUGACAGUCCAUUUUCCUUAUCCCAACCCUGACGGGAGAUACUUCCGCGAGACCCAUUAAGCAGAGGUCAGCUGGCUCCUGGCACUUUGCUCAGGGCUUGGCUCUCGCUGCGAGCCCCCUUCCCUUCCUGUUAGGGCCCGCUGAUGGACUUAGGGUUCUCCCCUCCGCACCCCUCGACCUUCUCCAAGGCCCACUUCUCUUCUUGGCUUCCCUCUUAAGUGUCGACUGCUUCUGGGGAAGAGGCCGGCGGGCCGAGCUGGCCCUGAUGGCCACGGCCACAGUGGCGACUUGCCUUGCUGUCCCUUCCCUUUCUCCUCUCUUCCCUCGGUCUUCAAGGGGGCAGCGUGGCCUGAGGCACCGGCAUGCCCUCGGGCUGGGACCUGGGCUCACUUGGACCAACGUCCCCCCUCACCCCAGGCGGGGACCUGGGCUUGCUUGGGCCAAGGUCCCACCUCCGCGGUCCCUUCCUGCAUCAGGCGGCCAUCUUUCUUGCUCCUCUGAGCAUUUCUUUCUUUUCUUGUCGCUCCAGAAGCUCUUCAUUCUUCCAGGCUCAUCUCAGGGGAUACUUUAUAUGGGAAGCCUUUGCUUAUCUCCCCCUCUUCUUAUUGACUUACUAGAUAAUGAAUUCCCAAUAGAAUGGAAGGGCCGGGUGGGGGGAGGGGGGUGGGAGUUUGCUUUUUUCCUCCUAUUUUUGUAUCCUUGCUAUGUGUCACACGUGUAGUGGGCGCUUAAUUAUACUUAGAGAAUUGGAUGAGGAUGGAUUUUAAUCAGACCCUGCAGCAGUACUUGUUUGAUAAUGAUUGGUGGGUAAAUGUUGCCUCCAGAGAGGAUCGUAAAGGGCAGUGUUGAAGCCAAAGAAACUGUGAACCCAUGGCGGGCUGAGCGGCGCUGUGGCGGCAGCCUCCGGAGAUCGGCGAGGAGGGGCCUCCUCGGGAUCUGGGGCCCAGCACCCCUUGGGAUUCACCUGGAGCAUCUCCAGGCGGGGAGGACUGGCGCUCGGAAUGGGAGGACGGCGCCGGCUCGGCGCUGGCCAAGGAGCUCUUGUCCCAGCAAGCCUUCCUGAGACUGUCUGCCUCCAGCUGCUCUUGAUGAAUUCAUAACCUCAUUCUGUGGAGGGGUCCCGGGGCAGUAGGAAGAGGUCACCGCCGCCCAUGGAUCCAAACGACUGCAGCCGUUCUUUGGAAAUACUCUCCUUGUCUCCCAUUCCCAAGGACUUCGAUUGUGUGAUAUGUCGGCCCUGUUGGCAGGCACGACGUUGUAUUUUUAUCACCCUAUUUAUGUCAAUAAACUGAAAUGACUUUUCAUUA